Molecule: messenger RNA, 2079 nt
Organism: Gloeophyllum trabeum ATCC 11539
Lineage: Eukaryota; Fungi; Basidiomycota; Agaricomycetes; Gloeophyllales; Gloeophyllaceae
Exons: 7
Coding region: 224-1924 (566 amino acids)
Cellular component (GO): endoplasmic reticulum; membrane
Molecular function (GO): long-chain fatty acid-CoA ligase activity
Source: RefSeq, a predicted model, not a curated record
GCGGCAUCAAGCGAACAUAGUCCACAACGGUCGCAAUGCCCCUUCAUCCCCGUUUGGUCCCAGCAGCCUUCUACUAAGUCUCUUCUUGCGCUGGCAGGCUCGACGAAUAUCUCUUCUGCUGGUCUGCUAACAAGGCCCUAGUCCUACACGCUUGCUUAUUUCCUACGCGUCUUGCGAAUCUGGCGCCCGCAACAGGGGACGCGCACCCGGCUUGAAUUCAGCCAUGGCUUUCCAAAUCUCGGACUACCUGGUUACUGACGACCUCACUAUUCUACUCUGCCUGAUCGCAGCAUCUCUCUUCCUGCUGUCGAACCUAUACAAGCCUCAGCCGCUCGUGCAUCCAAUUUUACUCGGCAGACAGAGUGAUGUCGCGAGAGUCAGGAACCCAGGUCAGAGCGCUGUAUACAGGAACUAUGGUACCGGUAUGAUGGGUCGGCUACCGGUGAAGCCGGCGAAGGAAAUCAAUGUACUUACGGACUUGGUCAAGUCAGACUUUGACGCGCCUCGGACUCUAUGGUCGACGAAGAUCACCAAUCCCGAACUCAGGGAGCGGUACAUUAACUUCGGCACCGGCCUCAUUCGUCUCGCAAAUCUCACUCCGAAGGAGUCCAAAGUCCUUUUGCUUCUUGACGACUCCAUCGAAUUUCUCAUCGCCGACCUCGCCCUGGCGUCGCACUCCAUCCCGUCCUUCACCCUCACGUCCCUCGAUCUCCUCUCCCCCGUCCUGGAGAGUCACCCUCCCAGCGCCAUCAUCACCCACGCAUCUUUCCUUCCUCAACUCCUUGAGUUGAUCUAUGACUCAGCCGAAACGAACCACCACACUAUUAUCGUCGUCGGCGAGGACGGACUGGCUGGAACUAAGAUGCUUGCAGGUGUUAGAGUACUCAAGUUUGCUGACGUGGAGAAGACCGGUCAGCAAACGCAGAAAAUCAUCAGCGCGACUCCUGACCCGAACGACGUGUUCACCAUCUCCUUCUACUCUGCCCGCCCGGGGCAGAUCCGCGGUGCUCAACUCACCCACCAAAAUCUCACCGCGGGCGUCGCUGCUGUGCGGACGCUCCUUCCUCUGUCUUCUGCCAUCUCACCCCUGGAUACAAUUGUGUCUGCCCACUCGAUGAACACCGCGUACGGGCGAGCUAUUGCGUACACCGCUAUAUACGAGGGCACCAGCUUCGCCACUCUCGAGAGUGCUAAGAUAUUCACGGGAUCUGAGGCCAAUGUACAGGAUAUCAGCGACUUGAACAAGAUUUCAUUCCUGCCGAUUCCCUUCCCCACGAUCGCCUUCCUGAAACCCUCACAUCUGCAUUCUUUGACCACGAAUAUCCUCUCGCAGGCCAAGAGCUCCUCACCAUUUUUGUUCCAGCUUGCAUGGAGACAUAAGGUAUCUGGCUUAGGUGAGGGGUGGCUGACGAAGGACAGUCUGUGGGAUAGGAUUAUCUUUGAGAAGGCGAGGCAGGACGUGAUGGGUGUAGGUGCUGGGACUCUGAGGGGAAUCGUCGUCAGCGGUGGUCCCCUGGAUGCCGAAGCGCUCCCUCCUUCUAGGAUUGCCUUGUCCAUUCCUAUUGUAAACGCGCACACGCACCCGAUAGUCCCGGGCCCGGUACUGGCCUCUCACCCGCUCGAUCUGCAGUCCUUCCCGACGGCGGAGGAAAAAAAAGAAUCCGGUCCUUUCGCGACGCUGUAUCACACCGGCCCGCCCAGCAUCAACCUCGAAGCGAAGCUGAACGGGGUGAACGACGAGGUCAUCGAAGGCGGCGGGGACCCCGAGGGGUCGCUGUUCGUGCGAGGCCCGUCUGUGGGCAAGGAGAUCGUGCUCGGCGACGACUCUUGGGAGCAGGUUAAUGGCGACGAGGACGGGUGGGUUGAUAUAGGUGCCAGGGCUCGCGUGGCGAGCAACGGCACAUUCAAAGUCGUUGUUGUUUGAACUUGAUCACCCAGUUAUUACUGGUGAUAUAGAGGGAAAAUGUGUAUUGCUCAUCUAUGCUUAUGUCUUACGGACUGGUAUUCUCUGUCUUGUGCUUUGUUGCUGUCCAGAAUAUACAUCCUACACCCUAAUCACCGAAAUUAUGGCUUACACAC